AUGGCAGAUCAUGAAUUACUGGACCACAAGAAACCGCUGUCGGCCUACACCGUCGCGGCUCGCAUGUCUUGGGCAGCUCACCGAUGCACCACUCGGGAAGAAGAUCAGGCAUAUGGUCUGUUGGGGCUCUUCUCUAUCAAAAUGCCACUACUGUACGGAGAAGGGACAAAAGCAUUUCUGCGUCUACAAGAAGAGAUUCUGAGGUUGUCAGCGGACCUGUCGAUUCUGGCCUGGCCUGGAGCGGUCCAUGGAGCAACCAAGUACAAGCCGGAUCUGGCUCGCAGUAUCAUCGCCCAUAAUUCUACCAUGCUCGCCAGAGUCGAGGGAAAACUCACUGGCGUCGUCGCCAGGGGGCCGGACGAUCUUUUCGCACCAUCACCGUUAUUCUUCCAGAACAUGGGUGACAUUAUACUCGAUCCCCGCCUUGAUGAUAGGCGUACAUGCAAUUUGACAAAUACAGCUCUAUAA
Recurvomyces mirabilis is the source of this 468-nucleotide messenger RNA. RefSeq lists its product as uncharacterized. The record is from RefSeq and is a predicted model, not a curated record. The coding region runs from base 1 to 468 and encodes 155 amino acids. Lineage: Eukaryota; Fungi; Ascomycota; Dothideomycetes; Mycosphaerellales; Teratosphaeriaceae. The transcript has a single exon.